GACAAAAACAAGACACCUUAAACCAGAUUGAAAACUUUUUCAAAAUUUCUGUGCUGAGCGGCCCGCAAGAAAUGAUAAUUUAUGAUGAAUUUAAAACACUUUGUAGUUCAUUAUUCGAAGAUUCGAUGAGGCUCGUCUGUUCGGGAUUAGUUCCGGUACGCCUGAGCAAGAAGUAUCAGAAUCGGCUGUUUGAGGCCAACGAUCCGUACAGCAUUUUUCAAUCGAAUAACUCCAAUGUGCUGAUCUUUCGCUACCUCGAAAUGUUCCAAUGCCGUACCAUCCACUUUGACGAUAUUCGCACCAUCGACUGCCUUAAUAAAUACGGCGCAAGGAAGAGCUUGUACUUCAGCUACAGCCAUCAGGUGUGCUAUGAUCAUACAAUGAGUUUGACCGCCGAACUCAAGAAACACUGCGGCGCCAUGAACUACGAUGGUGCAAACACCAGAACGGGUUACUAUUUCACCAACCACGAUCUGAAUGCCACUACGUUAAUAACAGAUACUGCUAGUUUGCUGGAAAGUCCAACGCUCGUCUUCUGUUUGAUAAUAUCAUUCUUGUUAAUUACUAUCCUGCGAUGGAAAGUUUUUCCAAUGUAGGAAAAACGCCUCCGAUUUUCAGAGUUGUGAGAGAUACAGAAGGGAGCCAGUGUUCUUCAAUCACUGGUAGCUGCAAAUGAAAAACGAAUAACAAACGAAUGGAAUAAGACAAAUCCUUCAAGAUUGGACUUACAAAAGGAAUCGAUUUAAUGGUAUCGUAAUUCAUGGAUCUUGAACAGAGAUUUACUAUAUGAAACUAUAAUGAAACCAUGCAAAAGUGUGUUGAUCACAGCGGUCCGUGGUUCUAUGUCAGGGAGUUAGUCAGUUUGUACGAAAUUUUCUGGUGAGUCCCUAAAAUGUUCGGAGAUAUAAAAUCAAUUUCGUUUGUGAAUAUUUACUUCCAUUGUUUUUACAACUCUGUAGCAUUGGUGACAGCCUCAAUAAAAAUUUGUUUCUCGUUUUAAUGUUUAA
Messenger RNA from Drosophila ficusphila, 1007 nucleotides. RefSeq lists its product as uncharacterized. NCBI's taxonomy places the organism in Eukaryota, Metazoa, Arthropoda, Insecta, Diptera, Drosophilidae. The transcript has a single exon. The record is from RefSeq and is a predicted model, not a curated record. The coding region runs from base 72 to 596 and encodes 174 amino acids.